UCUCAGCUGGUUUCAUUUCUUCUCCUGUUUUCUGAGACUGAAGAAGAGUGACAGGAAGCCAAGGUGGUUUUUGGAUACUGGUGUCUUUGUCGGAGUUCUGAUCGCUCGUGCUGAGCACAGCCUGGUUGUGAAAAGCCAGGGACGACCCAGGGCUGCAAGGACCCACCUCAGGCUCUGGGACAGGUCUGCGGACAUGGCAGAGGCCCCAGGUGCAGAAGAGGGAAAUGCAGUGGAAAUAGCUCGAAAGCGACCAAGAAUGUCUCAGGCUUUCCAGGAUGAUGAACAAAAGCUUCUUAAAAACUAUGAAAACAUCGAGUCCAAGGCCAAAAGAAUUCUGAACAUGUUGUAUGGCAAGAUACCCUCCCUGUUUCAGUGGGAUGACAUGCCCGGCCAGCUGAGAUAUCUCAGAGACCGCCUUAACGCACUCAAGGCAAAGCCUGUCUUCAGCUUCACCCGCAUCGGUCUCUUCGGCAGCACCGGCGCGGGGAAGAGCACGCUGCUGAACGCCCUUCUGGACAAGAAGUUCUUUCUGCCGGUCUCUGGAACACGGGCUUGCACCUCCUGCCAGGUGCAGAUCAGCACCCACGGGGAUAAACACUACGAGGCGAACAUUUUUCUUCUCUCAGAGGAGGAAUGGAAGGACGAGCUGAAGAGUCUCUUCGUGCUUUUGGAGCCUGAGAAUGAAGACGAUGAGAGCGACAUCGAUAUGAAGCAUGCCAUCUGCAAGCUGCGCGCUGUUUAUGGGGAAGGGGCAGAGAGAAGAAGUUACGAAGAGCUGCUGAGAGCCAAACCCGUGAUUACCAUUCCCCUCUCGAGACGUAUCACUCUCAGGAAAGCAGAGGCGGAGGAGCUCUCUAAAGAGCUGGACCCGUAUAUCCGGAACCAGGACAACGGCGAGGGGGACAGCAACAGCGAGAUGGACAGUGACGACAGAGAGAUGGAAGAAAUGAGGGCAAAGAUGCGGCUCUGGCCGCUGAUCAAGCACGUGGAAGUGACUCUCCCAAUGUCAGACCUGGUUCCCAAAGAUGUUGUCUUUGUGGAUAUUCCAGGGACAGGAGAUUCCAACAAAGAAAGGGAUGAAAUGUGGAAAAAGAGUAUCCUGGAGUGUUCAUCCAUCUGGGUUAUUGCUGAUAUUGAACGUGUUUUUGGGGCCAAAGAACAUGAAAUUAUGCUACGAGAGGCAAUUAAAGCUUACCAGGUUGGGAAGUGCAGUGAUAUCACGUUUGUGGUGACCAAGACGGAUAAAACCAACGCUGAAGAAUACAUGAGGGGCAAAAGGAUAGAACGAAUUAUGAGCACGCAUGAUGCCAUUUUGGAGCAGAACAAAGACCUGAAAAUAAAAAAAGGCAGAACAAUGAAGGAGAAGAUGAAGAGAUACUUGCCCAGCGACUCAGAGAUAUUGCAAAAGUCUGACCUGGUUUACACAGUCAGUGCCCAAGAAUACUGGAGAACUGCAAUUCUCAGCAAAGAAGAAACAGAAAUCUCCAUACUCAGAGAUCACGUCAGGAAGCUCCACCUGAAUAUGAUGAAGAAUCUGGUACAAGAUUAUGUGCAUGAAAUUCGUGACUUCUUCCACCUCAUGGAUGUUGGCUGCACGCUGGUCGGAGAGGUUCAGCCCUCCCAGCAGCAUCGGCUGGAUGCGUACGUGAAGACAAAGAUCCAGGAACUGGGAACGGCGGCUGGGCAUGUUUUCGACCAGAUGGAUUUGCCUCUCCUCAAUGGGGUGAAAUCUGCCAGAAAGUUGUACAAGAAGAAUAUGGAGUUGUUCUUCAAUCAAGGCAAGGAUUCCCGCGGUUUCCACAGGACCCUGAAAGCCAUGUGUGUGAGGAAAGGCGUGUUCGUAUCCCGCAUCUUCAGCCGCCUCAACAUCAACAACCUCCUGGCGCAACCCAUCUAUCAGUGUAUUGACGCACCUUUUGGGAACAUAUUCAGAAAACAGCGGUACACGAAGGCCAGCCUGCAACUGGUCAUCGAUGAAUUCAGCACAGAGAUAAAAAGUAAAUUCACUGAGGUUGGGCAGAGCACCAGCCUGAGCAACUCACAGCUCCACCUUCUCCAGCAAGAGACGGACAUCAUCAUGAAAGCCCUUGAAAGACAAAUUCUUCUGAAAAAGAAGACUAUCUACGAGUCCCUUGAGCUGUCGAUCCAAACCAGCCUUUCGCCGCAUUAUGCUGAAGCGGCUCAGAUACGCGGGAAGCAGAUGUGCAAGAACAUGAAAACCAAACUUCACCAGUCCGUUGAGGAGGAGGUGGACAAGAACAUGUUUGAAAAAGCGAAGGAGGACAUGAAGAGCCGUUUCCAAGAGCUAAAGGAGGAGAUGACCAGGAAGCUGGAGAAGGACUUUUCCGACAUGCUCAGCUUCGCCUUUUGUCCGUGGCAGAGGAUGUGCAAGAAGCUGACAGUUUUUGAACAAGAACGCCAAGAAAUUGAGAAUUUGUGCAAAAGUCUCUGACCCCGAAAAGGCCUGCUGGAAGCCUUCCCUUACGUUUCUUUUCUUUUUUUAAGCAAAGUUAUUUUUGCUUUUAGCUUUAAUUGCAUUUAACUGAUCAGUUCAUCGCUUUUCUACAUGAACCACCUUGUAAGCAAGAAUUUUAAAGCCCUUAUGGGUGGGACUCGGUAGCCGAAACGCUGGCCCGUAAGGAUGCAGGAGAGCCGGGGUCCCGAGCCGCGUCUGCAGCCGCCGGCGAAGCGGCACGUCCCGGCACUGGCAGCUGGGAUUGCAGCGGAGGUUUGGCCAUGAGGUCUCGGGUGCCUUGCUGAAGGUCUUCCAGGAAAGGGGACAACAUUCAACAUGCGUCCUCGUCUGAGUGCCUUUAUACGAAAUGUUGGCAGCAGCUCGCGUGUUGCUUUUGGACUCUUUUUACGGAGGUAAACACCUUUUUCCACAGGUUUCGGUAUGCAGCUACAAGCUGAGCAGAGUGAGACUCGCCUGGGUCUGGUGCAAACCUAGAACUGCCCAAAGACAAAUUUAUCGCGGUGAAUACGGACGGGGAAGCUCUGCUGCAAAUCCUCUUCCUGAAAUGCAAUAAAAUGUUAAGCUCUCGGUUA
Messenger RNA from Dromaius novaehollandiae (emu), 3048 nucleotides. Its product is annotated as nuclear GTPase SLIP-GC-like. The transcript is spliced from 19 exons. The record is from RefSeq and is a predicted model, not a curated record. The coding region runs from base 194 to 2452 and encodes 752 amino acids. Gene Ontology annotation, molecular function: GTPase activity. Lineage: Eukaryota; Metazoa; Chordata; Aves; Casuariiformes; Dromaiidae.